This is a messenger RNA of Chilo suppressalis (striped riceborer), 2715 nucleotides long. Lineage: Eukaryota; Metazoa; Arthropoda; Insecta; Lepidoptera; Crambidae. The record is from the annotation of a GenBank genome assembly.
AUGUCUUCUCCUCCUCCUACAAAGCCCCCAAGAGGGGUUAAACAAGGCAAAGAAACUAGUGGACUUCUCAUGUCCGUGAUACGCACAUUAUCAGCAAGUGAAACAAAUGAGCAACGAGAAAAGGAGAGGGCAAAGCUAGAAAAGGAAUACAAAAAGAGUGACGCGAGGCUAGAUGAGUUGGUGGCUGCACAUGCACAAGAAAUCAUGGAAGUUAUGCAGAAAUUCAGCAGUGUGAGCACUGCAAUGACAGUUUGGGGUCAACACUGCGAUGCUGCAGUGGCUCGUUUGGCAGCAUGCCGAGGACUGUUGCAGCUGCGGAGGGAUGACUUGAAGAGGCUCUGGGCUGAUGCUCGCACCCACCAUUAUGCACUACAGAUGUUGACUGAUAUCGAACGCGUAGUAGUGUCGGAGCGUGAGACUCGGGAACUGAUAUCUGCCGGACGCGUACUGGCCGCUGCGUAUACGUUGCGCACUGCGCUCGAUACUGCUGAUACAAGCCUGUCGCAUGUGGACGCGUUACAUUCCACUAGGCAACAUCUUGAUGCUAAAAAGAGGGAGUUAGUGGAGGUGAUAGUGCGUCGCAUCAGUGAGGCCGUGUACCGCGGUGACCGCAGCCCGCUGCUGCGGCGAGUCUCUGCCAGGCGGCGUACGGCGCUGUUGCUGUCCGAACUGACUAAAAACGAAGAGGUGACGGAUGCUCACCUCCAAGAUAUCACGCCGGAGUUUGAGGCUUCUCUCUCUGAAGAGGACAAGACCUUUGAAACUACUGUUAUGAUAUCGCUGGAAGCACUCGGCGUGCUGGAGUUACUUAAAGAGGCUACAGAGAAGUUUAAAGUGCAAAUCCAGAACGAACUUCUGGACGUGAUAGACUCAGUGUCUCGUCGUAUUAUCGACGAAGUAGACGUAGAGGCUGAAGUCGAGUGCGAAGAGGACGGCGAUACACCGGACGCCGAGUGUGUGACAGAGACGGCGCGACCGCUCGCCAGGCUGGUCGCCACGCUGGGGCAGGAGUUCCGCGCGUGCGCCGCGAGGAAUAAGAGGCUAUUGCAAUUGUGGCGUGCUGCGUUACAAAGGCAUAAGAUAUCGGAUUCUUAUCUUCACACUGAGCAACAUUACUGGAGCGCUGUUCAACAAGUCUUCCAACUUCUGCUAACCGAGUACUUGGACAUCGAAAGCGUGAACUUAGCCGCGGUUCGUUCUACGGGCGCCGCUAAUAGCGAAGUUAACACCGAACUGCGGCUCGCGGACUACUUCGCCAAGAAAAAACCGCAGAGGCGACGCGCUAAACUGUUCAAGUUGAACGCCGGUGGUGGGGCGUGUCCGGGAGUAGGCGUGAACCCCGCGGGCGCUCGCCGCCGCCUCGUGUGCCGCGCCGAGCCCGCGCACCUGCACGCGCUGUUGCCGCACCUGCACGCGCUGUGCGCGCACAUCGAGGCGCUGCACCCUGGUGGCGAAUGUUCUCUGCGUGCCUUCGUGACGGACUACGUUCGUUCCGGUGAAGGGGAGAGGUUGGCGACCGCCGCCCGAACUGCCAUAGACACUGCCAUGCGGGCCCCCUCCGCGUGGAGGCAGACCGUCAGAGCGCCACCUAGCGGGUCACGUCAUCGAAUAAUAUUCGCGUGCUGCGCGGAAGGCUGGCAAGCUGUAGUGGACGCGGCUCUGGCUGCUAAGCGAUGCGGCCCAUGCGGUGGAGUUGAAGCUUUACGUGCUACCACAGGUGCCCUAGCCGCACUGGCGACGCAAUGUCGCGCGGCGCACGCGCGAAUGACUCCCGGCGCCAGCGGCACGGGCGGCUCGCGCGCGACCCGCUGGCUGGCUGACGACGACAUCGUGCGCUUCCUGCAGUCGCUGCCCAACUGGCGCGCCCUCAGCGACCCCGCGCCCACUCCCGCGCAGGAACUGAAACAAGCUUACGAGCGUGAGGCUGAAAUCCUGGGUUCCAGCUUAGGCGACGGCGCGGUCACUAGAAGGGAAAUUGUCGCCGACGUAAACGUGCUCGCUGACUUGGCUAUGCUCUGUGAAACUAUGGACUGGCUAAGCACAAACAUAAAGACGAUCCCGUCAAUUGUAAGCGGAACUUCCACCACCGGCGGCGGCAUCAGGCUGACCGACAAGUUUGUCAACGACAUCAACUCCGCCGCAAUGAUAUUCGAAGAGAUAUCGCACAAGUGCCUCUUGUUCCUGCAUUUGGAACUCCGCAUCGAGUGUUUCUAUUACCUGGGGCAAGAAGAACGUGCGGAAGGCACUGAAGAAGGCGGGCCGGAAGCUGGUGGCGCCGCAAGAUUAGCGCACGCUUUACUUGCCUUCCAUGAACAUGCUGCGGCUAUAUUGGCGCCCAAUGCUACCGCGUACGUAUUCGGUGGCCUCGGCGAGAUGAUGUCUGCGGGCGUAGUAUGGCGCUGGCAAGGCGGUGAAGUAAGCGCCGCGCACACUUCGAGCGCCACUGCGCGCCUCGCCACGCUGCGGCAUGCGCUCGCCGCGCUGCAGCUGCCGCACGACGGGCUGCACCGCGCCCACGCCUACCUGCACCUGCUGGCCUGCGAGCCCGGCGAGAUAAUAUCAUCGGUCCGCGAGAAAGGCGCCCAGUUCUCCGAGCUGGAAUACUUGAACGCGUUCAAAGUGAUUGGCGCCCGUCGCGGGUUAUCACCGGCCGAUAUGCGAGCACAACUGAAACAUUUAUCCACUGCCUUGGGUCACGUGGGCGUUACUGUUUAA